Messenger RNA from Plasmodium vivax (malaria parasite P. vivax), 1431 nucleotides. RefSeq names its product prolyl-t-RNA synthase, putative. The record is from RefSeq and is a predicted model, not a curated record. NCBI's taxonomy places the organism in Eukaryota, Apicomplexa, Aconoidasida, Haemosporida, Plasmodiidae. The transcript has a single exon. Gene Ontology annotation, cellular component: mitochondrion. Bases 1 to 1431 code for a protein of 476 amino acids. Gene Ontology annotation, biological process: prolyl-tRNA aminoacylation. Gene Ontology annotation, molecular function: proline-tRNA ligase activity; ATP binding.
AUGGGCUCUGAAUCCAUUUUCAACAAAAUCUGCAACGAUACGGAUAAGCAGAGCGGAGACAAAGCAAGCGAACUGCUGCAGAGGGCAAACUACAUAAGAGAUGUCAACGGCUUGUAUAACCUCCUUCCACUUGGGUAUAAGUCGAUCGAAAAGAUCAUCAGCUUUCUAAAUACCCACCUGAAGAGAGUCAAUUCGCAUUGUCUUUUUAUGUCCAUUCUGCAAGCCAAAAAGUGGUGGAACAUUUCAGAUCGCUCCAAACUGUAUAGCGAUGAAUUUUUACACGUAUACAAACAGAAGCAGCAAAAAGGGGACAGCAACAAAGGCACUGAAGCGGUAAUGGGGAAAAAAAAAAUGGAAGAUGAUGGGCUGAUCCUAAGUCCCACAUGUGAAGAACAGGCAAUCUCCUUAAUCAACCAAGUGUAUAACGAAAACAUACCAGCGAAAUCACUUCCCUUGUUAAUCCACCAGUUUAAUUAUAAAUUUAGAAAUGAAAAGAGGUUAGAAAAAACGCUGUUCAAAAGCAAAGAGUUUUUGAUGAAGGAUGGCUAUUCCUUUCAUAGCAAUGACAUUUGCCUGAGUGAAACUUACGAAGCAUAUAAAGAAUGUUAUGAAAAAGUGUUCUCCCAUUUGAAGUUACCUUUUAAGGUUACAAAAAAAAGGAAAAUGGACAAAAUGAAUGCACUUGAAAGUCACGAGUUUCAGGUGCUCUGUCGGGAUGGGAAGUACAAAGAGGCUGCACACAUUUUCAAAUUAGGAGAUUACUACUCCAGGAAGCUGGGCAUCAAAUACUUAAACAAACGGAAUGAGAAAAGUAACAUUUUUAUGGGUUCCUACGGAAUUGGCAUUUACAGACUGCUCUACUUUCUGGUCGACUCCUUUUACGACGGCGAGGGCAUCCGGCUGCCUGCGCAGGUCGCCCCCUUCUCCGUCUACCUCAUUCAGACCAACCAGAGGAGCAAGUACUCCGCGGCCAAGGUGGCAAAAAUUGGCAAAUUGGCCCAGGCGAACGAGGCGGUCCAAGCGGUGGAGGCGGUCCAGGCGGUGAACUCGCCCAACGUGCCCAGCGCGCCGACGCCCCCCCUCAACAGCAACGACGUCGAGUACGUCCUCACGCUGUGGCUGUACAACUCCUUUAAAAACAGCGACGUGGACAUUUACUACGACGACACGGAUUUGCACCUCUCGCGGAAGCUGAAAAAUUGCGACUUGAUAGGGGUCCCCAACCGAAUUAUAAUAAACCUCAGCAGCGAGCAAAAAAAGAUAAAGCUCCCCCCCGAUUUUUAUAACUACAUGGACACUCCGAAUGCUAUUUUUUCCAACAAGCUCUACAUGACCUUUCGGGACGUCACCGUCGAGUACAAAAGUCGAUUUUCCCCGGAAAAAAAAAUUAUGACAAUUCACCAGUUGUUCAGGCAGUUCGGGCUCAUUUAG